GAUGUGAUAGGACGAUGCUCUUGCACCAGCAUCUGACAAACAUUCGAAACAUAUUGAGUUUUACACAACUAAUGGAUAACACAAGCUUGAGAUCAGUAGUUUAAAAGCUAGACUAAAAUGUCAGCAAACAGCGGGAGCGGAUAAAACAAUGGAGUUUCUGGAUUAUCAAGUGAUAUUUUAAAAUCAUUUUAGACGUGCACCGGAUGAUUCAUUUCAGAUCCUGUCGUAAUUUGCAGUUUCCGCAGCUGAAUAUUGGAUUUGGACGACAAUCUCGUUUACCAUGAUUGAUUUAAAUACGAUGAACUGAUGGAGUACUUGGCCGGAUCACUGCUUGUUGUUUAAAGCGUGUUUAAUCCCAGUAAGGGAUACCCCAGAACGGUCAGUUUCUUGGGCGCAUGCUGUUUUGAGAGGAGCCGCAUCUCGCCGGUAUGGUGCGCCUGCUGAAGUGUCUGUUGCUCGGGUAUUUGACGUGGAAUCUGCGGAUAUCUGAUGCCCGGGGAGAGUACUGCCACGGCUGGUUGGACACCAGUGGGAAUUACCACGAGGGCUUUCAGUGUCCGGAGGAUUUUGACAUGGUGGACGCGACUGUGUGCUGCGGGACAUGCUCAUUGCGCUACUGCUGCGCCGCCGCGGACGCGCGUCUCGACCAGGGAACCUGCACGAAUGACAGACAAGAGGAAAAUCACACGCAAUAUGCGGCCCAGCCCAUCUACGUGCCUUUCCUGAUGGUGGGCUCCAUCUUCGUGGCUUUUGUCAUUGUCGGCUCUCUGGUGGCUGUGUACUGCUGCACCUGUCUGCGACCCAAACAGCCCACUCAGCAGCCAAUCCGCUUCUCGCUCCGCAGUCAGGGCGAGACUAUUCCCAUGAUCCUGACCACGGCUCCGCCCAGCCUGCGGACACCUUCGCGGCAGUCUAGCACAGCCACCACCAGCUCCAGUUCAGUGGGAGGCGGGAGCUCGGUCCGUCGCUUCUCCCUGGGUCGGGGUGACGCACUUGGGCCAUGUUCGCAACAGCAGCUUCUGAUGGUCUCAUCCUCAUCAGCGUCCACUCCUGUAUCCGUGGCAUCAACCCAGCCCCUACUGCCCCCACCACCUCCACCACCUCCACCACCCUACACCUCCCAGCAGGGCUUACAGGGUAGUAACUCUCUCCAACAGCCACACAGCCAGUUACAGCUCCACCACCACACCCUGCUGCCGGCCCAGAGCUCCGGGUUCCUUCUGCCUCAGCAGUACUUCUUUCCAUUGCAGCAGGAACCCUUCUCCGGGAACAAGGGCUUUGCUGACUUCAGCCAGAGCUGACCUGGGGCUUGCAGGCUGCUGGGAAAUUCUUAAAAGGAGAUAGACACCAAAGACUCAGUCAUUCACAAUGGUGUUGUUGUAGACUCAUAUCACAGGGGCACCCAUGCGCUAAUAUGGCUUUCAGCAAGCAGGAUUUGUCACUUGUGAGACUGCAUCUGGGUGAGAUAGCAGAGCAUGAGGUGUGGCUUUACGGUACAGCAAUGAAUGAACUUGACUGGAAUCUUAUAUACGCUCAAGCAUGGAAUAUGAGAUGCCAGAACAUGGUUGUCUGCUUCAAAGCACCUAAACCUACAAUGGAUCAUAUGUCUUAUGCACUUUUCAUCUGUUAAUAUGAUAAUGACUUCAAUAAUGUAUCGAAGAUCACACAAAUGUAUUUGCAUCUGUAUCUGAGAUAGGAACGAACAACAAUGGGCACUUGUUGUACAUAUCGCGGCAGUUUCCUGGUGAGAUGAACACUAGAGGCGCUCCAAAACUUUGAACAUUUUUAUCUCACAUUUGCCUUUGAUGACACAAUUGUUUAGGGUUAUAGAAGGGAGGUAGGUUUUAUUGAUUUAAAACUCAAAGGAGCAUUUACCUUAAUAACAUCAUCUGUUUGGGACAAAAUGUAACUCUCUUUUAGCGCCAUACAGUGGAAAUUUCACCUCGAAACUGCCGCAGUGAGUGCAAUGAACCGCGUGAUGCCAUUUUUUACAAAUAUUGCCCCAGUUACAUAAUUUUCAUGAGAUCAGGCUUACAAUGGAAAUAGUAAUAAAUGUUAUGGUUUUUUUUGUUAUGUCAACCCCAUUUUAGGGGUAGGGCACAAAUAGUGCCAUAUAUGAACAGGUGUUUCCUAGGAAUGUUUAAGAAUGUUGUGGGUUAUCUUAUUUUUCCAAAGGGCCAGACUAAAGGUUUAGUUAUCAGGAUGAGAUGGAGAUUAUUCAUUAUGGUUAAAAUAGGUAUUCAAAUGUCCUUGUAUGUUAAUCUUGCUUUGUAAAUGGACACGUACAUGCAGUGAGCCACAUUGCGAACAUUCCACAGUCUGCUAUUAGCUUCAUAUGAAUUAAAUUCACAACUACCCCUGGGGCGGCUUCUGUUUUUAAUGUCUAUAGAAUGUCCUGGUGAAGGUUUUUCUUCAAUUUUGUAUAAUUUGUAGCAAUCUGAAAGUCAUUACUGGCUCUGUUUCACAUUACAUUGGCAGCACAGUUUGUAUCUGUUGUAUUUGAUAUGAGCAAAGUUUUGCAAAUGAACAGGUGUUUUUAAAUGAACACAACAUCAUG
Molecule: messenger RNA, 2557 nt
Organism: Xyrauchen texanus (razorback sucker)
Lineage: Eukaryota; Metazoa; Chordata; Actinopteri; Cypriniformes; Catostomidae
Gene: shisa3
Product: shisa family member 3
Exons: 2
Coding region: 429-1301 (290 amino acids)
Source: RefSeq, a predicted model, not a curated record